Messenger RNA from Paramuricea clavata, 432 nucleotides. Lineage: Eukaryota; Metazoa; Cnidaria; Anthozoa; Malacalcyonacea; Plexauridae. The record is from the annotation of a GenBank genome assembly.
AUGGCUCUUUUUUGUAUAAAAUCACCAGACAUCAUAAUUCAUACGUCAAGUUACCGUGCAGGAAAAUGCAUUUUCUGACAUUCCGUUCAUUCCCUUUUGCAUUAUCAUCUUAUAUCUAAUUAAUUUUAUCUUUAAGGUGUUUACACAUUCGAUGCUACUGGUUCUCGCUACCAAGGUACAUGGACAAAAGGUCGUUGUAAAGGUGCUGGUGAAUUAAUUCACGCUAAUCACCGCUACUCUGGUCAGUUUGCAGACAACUGUAUGAAAGGCAAGGGAAAAUAUUUGUUCGAUAUUGGCUGUGAACAAGUGGGAGUGUAUAAUGUCCAAGAAGAUCAAAUACAAGGAGAGACUGAAGAAGAUGAACCUACUACUAUACUUAAAGCAUUGUGGAAACCAAAAUCAUUGGCUGCUAUUGAAGGACAAACAUCUUAA